AUGCUAGAGGAGAAAUUAACAAAAGCUAUUGGAGCACUUAGCAGAAUACUGCCUAAUCUGGAGGGCCCCAAUGCCUCAUGUAGAGAACUCUACUCGGGAGUCAUCCGCUCCACAGCUAUGUACGGAGCCCCCGUAUGGUAUCGUGCCUUACAGGAAGAAACCUCAAUGAUACUACGGAGACCGCAACGGGCGGUGGCCAUUCGAAUUAUCAGAGGCUACCGAACGGUUAGCACGGACGCCGCAUGUGCCUUAGCGGGAACCAUCCCUUGGGACUUAGAAGCUAAGAUAGUCAGCACACUCUAUGACUGGAAGCACGCAAGGGUAGAACAGCCUACCCCAAAAAUGAUUGAGGAGCAGCCCAUGGCAUUGAGACGAAGUGCCAUAGACGAAUGGAGCAGGAGACUUGUACAGCCCAAAUAUGGCAUAAACACCAUAAAUGCAAUUCAACCGAUACUCCGUAAAUGGGUGGAUAGAGAAAAUGGUGAACUAACUUUUAGAAUGACGCAGGUUAUCACGGGACACGGGUGCCUGGGAUGGUACUUAAACAAAAUAGCAAUGCGAGAGCCUACAUCAGCAUGCUACCAAUGCAAUGGAUGCGAAAAGGAAACCGCACAACACCUGCUGGAAGAAUGUCCUUUGUGGAACAAGGAAAGGGAUACGCUAAAAAGUACCAUAGGAGACAACCUCACACUACCUAACAUCAUGAGCCAAAUCAUAUCAGAAGAGGAGAAGUGGAAAGCUUUUCAGAUAUUCUGUGAAACAGUCAUGGCGAAGAAGGAAGAAGAUGAGAGACGCAGGGAAACUGAAACCAACGAUGCAAUAAGGAGAAGAAGAAACGCAAGAAGAAAGCGGAGAUCAGUGCACAGCCAGCUGGGAGAAUGA
Messenger RNA from Cephus cinctus (wheat stem sawfly), 882 nucleotides. RefSeq lists its product as uncharacterized. Lineage: Eukaryota; Metazoa; Arthropoda; Insecta; Hymenoptera; Cephidae. The record is from RefSeq and is a predicted model, not a curated record. The transcript has a single exon. The coding region runs from base 1 to 882 and encodes 293 amino acids.